AUGCGAGGAGUAUUCGUUCUCCCGCAUGGCCGACUAUCACGCCAGCCUACAACGAAACGUAUCGCAAGCUUGCCAAACGCAGCACUCUUGAACGGAAUUGCGUUUUCUCGUCCUAGAUCCGACCAUCUUCUUGUCGCAGAUACAUUCCGUGGCCUUGUCUGGAACGUCAAUGUCAAGAAGGGGAGUGUUGGGGUAACACUCAACGACACAACGACCAAAGGUUCCGCUUCCAAUCCCCCCGGGAUCAAUGGCGUCAAAGUCCAUAAUGGAUCUUUAUAUUGGACGAAUACGGGGCAAAGCAAAUUGUAUAAAGUCGAAAUCGAUGAGAAGGGUAAUGUGUCGGAUGGGUGCAAGGCGCAAGUUGUUGCGGCGAAUCUUGGUUGUGAUGAUUUUGUUUUGGAUUUUGACGGGAAUGUAUAUGUCGCUUCUCCGUUGGGUGUUGUUACGAAAGUUAGUCCUACUGGCCAGCAGGAAGUCAUUGCAGGGAAUUCGACUGGAAGUAAUAAGCUGAAUGGUCCUACGGCUGUUGGGUUUGGUCGGUUGGCGUCUGAUCGAUGGAGUUUGUAUGUCACGACUGAUGGAGGCCUACCACAGUUUGGAGGUCCUGUUAAUGGGACUGAGGGUGUUUCAAGGAUCGACUUGGGGAUCACAUCUGCUUCGUAUUAG
Molecule: messenger RNA, 666 nt
Organism: Pseudocercospora fijiensis CIRAD86
Lineage: Eukaryota; Fungi; Ascomycota; Dothideomycetes; Mycosphaerellales; Mycosphaerellaceae
Exons: 1
Coding region: 1-666 (221 amino acids)
Source: RefSeq, a predicted model, not a curated record